CGGCACGGGCCCCGCCGCCAUCUCGCGAUAGGGGCCCGGCAGCGGGAUGGGGCCGGGCGGCGGUGGCCGCCUAGGGCUGGCCCUGGGGCCGCGCUGCCUCUGGGCCGCGGCGCUGGGGUGGGCGCCGCCGAGGCUGGCGGCCGGGGCUCGGUACGGGCUGUGGGCGGCCACGCGGCGGGGCGCGGCGGCCCCUCGGGGAGCCCGCGGGCUGCGGGGCUCCAACCCCUUCACCCGCGGGCAGGAGGAGGAAUGGCGGCGGCGGAACCGGACGGCGCUCACCUACAUCGCCGCCGCCGCCGUGGGCAUGGUGGGGAUGUCGUACGCGGCCGUGCCGCUCUACCGCCUCUACUGCCAGGCGACCGGGCUGGGGGGAACGACGGGAGCGGGGCGCGGCGCGGCGCGGAUCGAGGAGAUGGAGGCGGUGAAGGAGCGGGUCGUCAAGGUCACGUUCAACGCCGACGUGCACUCCAGCCUCCAGUGGAACUUCAGGCCGCAGCAGAGCGAAAUCUACGUGGUACCAGGAGAGACUGCACUGGCCUUUUAUAAAGCGAAAAAUCCUACUGACAAACCAAUAAUUGGAAUCUCUACUUAUAAUGUAGUGCCCUUUGAAGCAGGACAGUACUUCAAUAAAAUACAAUGCUUUUGUUUUGAAGAACAGCGUCUGAAUCCUCAAGAGGAAGUAGACAUGCCUGUCUUUUUCUACAUUGAUCCAGAAUUUGCAGAGGACCCUAAAAUGGCAAAAGUUGAUUUGAUCACCCUCUCCUACACAUUUUUUGAAGCAAAAGAAGGACAGCACUUACCACUUCCUGGAUAUCAGUAACGGGCAAUCUCUACAUAAUUUGACUUCUACUGCCUGACUACCAGUUUUGAAACUAUUUUUCCAUUACAGGAAAAACUGCUGGAGUACUGUGCAAUAUGAAAUGAUAUUAUUAAACAACUGUGGAUAUAUGCUGGUGUUAUGAAAACAUGUAUUUUUAUUUUAUGUUUUUAAACUUGUGCAGUUGGAAUGUUACUUUUUAGGAAUAAGUAGGAAUAUUACUUCUCUAUCAGAGAGCAGAAGGGAACUCCAUUCAUGGAAUAGAGAGGGUUGUCUCAAAGCUGUCUUUCUAUUGGAUGAUACAUGUUAGAUUAAUUCUAUGAGGAAAAAAUUUAAACUUAAGUGUAAACUAAGAUCUUUAAAUACAGAAAAACAAAUCAGCUUAUUAAAUAUCUAAAAUUGUACUGCUGACUGAAAAAUAACUAGCUUGUAUUCAGUGAAAGAUAUUUACUUUUUUAUAGAGCAACUUAAUCAGUUCACGAAAUCUCAAAACUAAACCAAGUUAGACUAUUGCUUUGUAACCCUCCCAUAGCACAGGAGGAUAGGAUGAUUCAGAAGAUGAUGCUCUCUUGAAUUAUUACUGAAUCAGUAGUUCAUUUGGUAAGAGCAGACUGCUCUAAAACUGUUGAUGUUUGAAUGGGGAACAGUAAUUUAAAUGUAAGCAUUUCAAAUCUGGGGACUGCUUGCAGAAGCAUGUGAUUUGAAAGGCAAAUAAUCUUAUUGUUGUCUUUGCAUACGUCCUGCAUGGUUUCUAUGCAGAAACUUCAUUUAGAGUAUCAGAACUGUUAAUGAUUCUACUGUCACUCCUGAGAAGGCUGUACACUGGGCACACCUACGCAGAGAGAAGCUAGAAAUGCUUUGAAGGGAAAGGCGGUACAUAAUCAACUGCUCUGAAUUGCAGGCUAAAUUAAUAGCAGAGGUGUCUCCUCAGAAAAACAAAAGAAUGUCAACCCCGUUCAGUCUGACAAGGUCUGUCCAGAAACAUACCAGUUGAUCUGAGGUCCACCUAGGUACUACUCAGUGUUUACAACUGGAACAUGUAAGCCUGUAUUUAUAUAGCUUUUUGCCAUUAUCUAUGGGAUAGGCAUAAUAAUAAUUUAUCAUAGUCUUGCAAAUAAGGAGUGAGUUGCAGAGCAGGUUUAAGUGACAUACCCAUUUUCAGACAGGAAUUAAUCUCAACAUAGCAUCUCAUCUAAUAGGCCAGUUCUUUCUACCCUUUUCAGUGGAUGAGAUCUAAUAAGGUUUAGACUAAUGGUUGUUAAGACUCUAAAAAGGUAAUGGAAAUAACUUCAGACUCAAUUAUGUUUGCAUACAAUAAUUUAAAAAAAAAAGUGCCCUUCUCUGAAAAUAAGUGGAAGCUAUGUUUAAAAUGCAUUUUUGUACCAAAUAGCUUUUGUGUUUAAAAAGAUUCUUGAUGACAGUGUCUUAUCUUCACUGUGUAUUUAUUAAAGUUUUAAUACUUUUUCAUUAA
Molecule: messenger RNA, 2288 nt
Organism: Anas platyrhynchos (mallard)
Lineage: Eukaryota; Metazoa; Chordata; Aves; Anseriformes; Anatidae
Gene: COX11
Product: cytochrome c oxidase copper chaperone COX11
Cellular component (GO): mitochondrial inner membrane
Molecular function (GO): copper ion binding
Source: RefSeq, a predicted model, not a curated record